AUGGACCUACGUGAUCCCCUUGGAGUGUACCAUUCCGCCUUCAUGCUUCAACUCUUCGGAAAGGCGCACCUUGCCUCCAUCGGUGGCCACGCCAACAUCCCCGCACUAAAGACUCACACCUUAGCAACAAGUGGAAUGGUAGGCGCCUUCUCACUUUGUGCCGCAGCUCUCGAGCGCGCUGUUGAAAUGAUCGCCGUGGGUGAUAUCAAGGCCGAGGAUAUUUUAGCUGCAACUUCAUCCACCAAGAUCAGUGUUAAGCUGCCGAAAGUCCUCAACAAGGCCACUGGAAAGGAGACCAGCAUCCCCUUUCUGUUCUCGCGCGAUAGGUGUGCCAAGAAGACGAAGAACUACGCCAGGUCCAUCAAGAAGAAGGGAGCGGCCUUCGUAACAUCUUUGACGGAGAUCGCACGUUCAGCAUGGAAGGAAAAUGUCUGGCCCGCGGACUCAACUGUCACAGAUGACGAGUCUGAUGACGAACGUGCCUUGCUGUGUAUCUAUAAUUUGACGGCACCACGUCCACGCGCUGCUACUCCUGCUGGUAACCAUUUUACUAUACUCCUUUUCUCUGCUCUGAACCCCGUCCAGAUUUCGCCUCGAGCGUCUUCAAGGCCGUCUUCGUCACUCUCGUGCACUGCUUCAAGUUUGCUCUUUGCUGUCAUCAUUUGUGUCUUGCCACUCGUUUUUUAG
This is a messenger RNA of Suillus plorans, 687 nucleotides long. RefSeq lists its product as uncharacterized. Bases 1 to 687 code for a protein of 228 amino acids. NCBI's taxonomy places the organism in Eukaryota, Fungi, Basidiomycota, Agaricomycetes, Boletales, Suillaceae. The record is from RefSeq and is a predicted model, not a curated record. The transcript is spliced from 3 exons.